UUUAACAAUUAGAAAAGACUGAGAGGUCUUCAUCUCUCCGCACAAACAAAGAAAAAACUGAUACAAUCAAAAUCAAUCAUUUCAUUUUUAUAUUCAAACCAAAACCAAACCAAGCCAGCCUAGUUGUACUAAGAAAUGGACUUGGCUUUUGCUUCUCCAUUGUACAUUUCGACCGGAAGGAGAAGAGCCGUUGACAAGAUUAAGCCUUGUGGCUCAUUUCUUCUCUCGAACAAAAAGGCGUUCACGUUGUCACCCCGCUCGGCGACUCUAGCAUCCCAGCCAACUCAAGCCAUAGAAUUUGAGGUCGAGAACAAAAAACACGAUCUCCUGAGAGCGAUCCAGGACACACAACGCGGCCUCGUAACGACUGCUGAUCAGCGCUCUUCGAUAGAGGAGGCCUUGGUGACUGUGGAAGGUUACAACAGGGGUGCGCCCAUUGACUUGGAGAAAUUGGACGGGACGUGGCGCUUGCAGUAUACCUCAGCCCCUGAUGUUCUUGUUCUUCUGGAAGCUGCUGCAAGGCUUCCCUUCUUUCAGGUCGGUCAAAUCUUUCAAAAAUUCGAAUGUCGGGAUCAAUCCAGGGGGGGUAUCAUCCGCAAUGUCGUUCAAUGGAGUAUCCCAACUCUACUAGAGGAACAAGAAGGUGCAACUCUUCUUGUGUCUGCAAAGUUUGAUCUUGUUUCCAUUCGUAACGUCUACCUUCAGUUUGAAGAGAUCACUUUUCAGAAUUUAAAAAUCAGUGAAGAAGUACAGGCUUUAAUUGCUUCAGCGAUACUACCACGGUCGUUUAUAAGUCUCCAGAUUUUGCAGUUCCUUCGUACUUUCAAAGCUCAAAUUCCUGUUACAAAUCCAGAUCCAGGACGCCGAUCAGUAGGAGGCCUGUAUUAUCUUUCUUAUUUAGACUCCAACAUGCUUUUGGGACGCGCAGUUGGCAGUGGAGGAGUUUUUGUGUUUACUAGAGCUCAGCCGUUUAUCUGCUGAAGAACAAUUUAUAGCACGCUGCCUGGGAUUUGCAUGUGGGAAAAUAUCUGGUCAUGGAAAUGGCAAUAUGGCUUACAUGCGAAUAAUGGAGUAUGACAAUUCUGCCAUCUUGUUUAUGUAUUCCAUUUUUAAUUUGGGAAAUUGCAGUGGCUGAAAAUAAAUGGCCUUUUUUCCCCUGAAUUUUGGAAAAUGACCAAAAAAAUGAUUUAUUGAAGGCGGCCAUCUUUUUAAAACCGCAAAUUUCGGUCAUGUUUCUAAAUGCACCUUCAAAACCAGUCAUUUCUUCAAAUCAUUUAUUUUCUGAACUUGUUGCGACGCAUUUCCCAGUUUGCCCACCAAAGGUUCUUCUUGCUUGCGUGCAUAAUAACUAGGAGGGAGUUUCAAGGCACCUUAUAUCACUCUACCCUUGUAUUUGUCCUACAUUCCUACCUUCGUGUUUGCUUGCUUCUGUGAUCAAGGUGAAGUUGAUUAUAAUGUCGCAGGUUUAUGAGGAUUGGAAUAACUCCGGUUGCAAUUUGGGGUUGCUAAGGUUCGUCACAACGAUGGUGUUCAUAAGUUUCAUGGAUACAACUUUUCCUCUUGCUUUACUUUGUUGUUUUCUACACAGGCAUUAAACAAAGUACUGUAUAGAUUUUGAUUCCCCAAGGCAACUCCAUUGAAAGCUCAUUCACAACCUUUGUAAUAUUUUGCUUGUGGUCAAGAAUAAAAAUGCUUAUGAAAUAUGAUUAUGAU
Morus notabilis is the source of this 1713-nucleotide messenger RNA. RefSeq names its product probable plastid-lipid-associated protein 10, chloroplastic. Bases 136 to 981 code for a protein of 281 amino acids. Lineage: Eukaryota; Viridiplantae; Streptophyta; Magnoliopsida; Rosales; Moraceae. The transcript has 9 exons. The record is from RefSeq and is a predicted model, not a curated record.